GCAACUUGGACUUGAAUCACACUUGAGUUCAGCCUCCCCAGGUCCUCACCUGCACGGUGAGGGGAAUUCGGGCUUCUGGGAGUCAACACAAGGGAUGUAGCGGGCUCUUGGCACAGAUCAGGAGCUUGGAGGGUGUGGGUCAGUUUCUGCCAUGGGCCAGGCCUGGAGUCCGUGCAGGGCCCCUGUGCAUGCCCAGGCCCCCGCACAUCUCCCCAGAGGGCUGCCCGAUGUUGUAGUGAAGGGCACUGAUGACAGGUAACACUGUGUGCUAGCCUAAUGCGACUCUGGACACACUGAAGAUUUCACAAUGUUUUCAUUCACAAACACAAACAGAAGAGCCUUACGUUAUACUCAAAGCGGUGUGCCCAGGUGCCAUGAGGUCAGGGGGACCCUGGGGGUGUACUGAUGCAGCAGAAAACAUUGGGCCAGACCUCAGGGUGCUGGACAGUGUCCAGGCAGCUCCCACCUUAUUCACUCCAGUGCUUUGGGCAAACUCUUCCCCUCUGCAAUCUUCAGUUUCCCCAUCUGGAAAAUGAUGGACUGUACCAGCUUCCUGAGUUGAGGUCCUCUGAGGAUGAGGGCUUUUCUUCCGUGACCAGACGGACGUCCCUGACAAGGGUCCUAAAGCACAGCACCCCAGAGGGAGCUGCCCCCAGCUGGCACUCAGAGCUACUGGGCGAUGUCCCCUCACGCCAGGAAGGGGGCUCUGCAGGCGGGUCCCCACUGCCUGUGCGCUCCCCCUGGGACCUCCCUUCAUCCCCGGGAGAGCUCAGCCCCAAGGCCCCCCUCAGAAAGAGGCGGCUUUCCACCAUCCGGGCCUCUGAGGUGUCCAGUGGGCAGCUAGGAUCCAACUCGGACCCCUUUGCGCUGGAGGAAGAGCCACCCGUGCCAGCCUCGGUCACCCGGCGGCGGCAGCAGCAGCAGCGCAGGUCCCCCCGAGCAAGGAGAUCGCCACCAAACCCGGGAUUGCCCGGGAUCCCAAACACAGCCAGGAGGAGGCCACGGGACCUGAAGAGACUGGCUGCUGCGACAGAGCGGCUGAGGCAGUGGGAGAUCCAUCAGCUUCAGAGCAUCGAGGAGGCCACCCAGCACGAACUCACCAUCGAAGACGACUGAGUGCUCAGCCCCGGGACCGGGACGCAGCUGUGCUCGGGAGCUCCUGCUGUGGCCUGACUUACUCAUCUGUCCAUCCGACUGUCUGUCUGUCAACCCCACACCUUCCUCAGGACUUGCUCUGGGUCCAACCUUGACCUCCGUUGCACCUCUGGGUGGGUUGGGAGGAACUGGCGUAUGAUCUUGUUACUCAGAUUCCAAAUGUGGCUUUCAGAGGCGCCAACUGAGAUGAGGGGAUAGAGGAAGUAGGUACAGACAGGUGAGGUGGAUGCCCCAGGGUCACCCUGGAGGUACCCGGAGAUGAGACGUAACCCAUCUGCCCUGUCUUCUUCCCCAGCACCGCCAGAUGAGCCUGAGAUGCUGGGAUGACACAAUGUAGGGAAUAGGACCAAGUUUCACAGGUAAAUACCAAGGAGCUAGGCAGCCCACCCAGCUGGAGAGGACAGGGUCUUAGACUGCCACUCCAGGAAAGGCCAAAACAGUGGCUCUCAACUGGAGGGCAUUCUGAGACUUUGUGGUUGCUGGUUUGUUUAGGGUAUUGGGGGGCGGGGUGAGGAAUUUAAACCCCUGCAGUUGUGCGGGGCUGUCUCCUGUCCCGUCCUUCUCUAGAACUGAGCUCUCUACCUCACUGCUUAGGAUAAAGAUCCCACGAAAGGGCUGGAGGUUUCUGUGACCCUCAUACUGUAAGGGAAAAAAACAACGGGUGCCCAGGUCACUUCAGUCAGCAUAGCCCGGCAUCAGCGUCCCAGGUCCAGGCAUUUCUGAGACACGUCUGUUAGUGGACCCGUUGUGAUUAUGAAUACAGAGCUAGAUUUUAUCCUUGUAAAUGCUUUCACACCACCCCUCCACUUUAAAAGUGGUUUUUUUCUUCCUUCUAAAAACCAAAAACGCUUACGUUUCCAGUGCCAUCGUGUGCUGCCUCCGCAGCCCAUCCUCCAGGCCAGUCAUCCGUGACCUGGGUCUUCUCAGGGACGCAGAUAAAGCCUAUUGCUAGAGCAGAGUCCAACCGGGCACCCUAAACAGAGCCUCAGGCUGGCCUGAAACGACAGGAGGCGGCAGAUUCCAAGGGACGGCAAGGUUGAGGAUGGUCUAAGAGAGAGGGAAGAGUCUUACUCUGGAGCUGCUGGGUGGGUGGAGGGCAUUCUAGAUCAGAAAGAUGCUCCCUGGAAGAGACUUCAUUUGUGUGGAGGUUUUGAAUAAAGAAGGAAUGAACGGGAUUCCUCACAGGGGAUUAGAUGCAGGCUGAGGGCUGCAAUUAUUGGGAUAGUUGCUUCAAAUUUCCUCUGUUGAUAUUCUUAUAUAUGCUGGCAAGAACUUAUUUACUGUGUAGUGUGUUUAAACAUUUAAGUUUUAUGAGCUACUCUCUCCUUUACAAGCUGACUAUUCGACUUGUUCACUUUUCCUUUUUUAUAACAAUUACCAGAGCAUAAAAUAGUUCAUACUUUUGUGUUACAUUUGAAAAAUUAAGAAGCAGAAAAACUACCUAUAAUUGCAAUACCAUGGAGAUUAAAUACUUCAGUGUAAUUCCUUCCCGUCUUUGUCAUUAAAAAUAAACAAUUUUCACGAGAACUGUUCCCAAAGUCUGUGUCUGAUAUA
This is a messenger RNA of Orcinus orca (killer whale), 2709 nucleotides long. It is a transcript of the gene SYSRN, whose product is annotated as coiled-coil domain containing 201. The transcript is spliced from 3 exons. The coding region runs from base 406 to 1116 and encodes 236 amino acids. NCBI's taxonomy places the organism in Eukaryota, Metazoa, Chordata, Mammalia, Artiodactyla, Delphinidae. The record is from RefSeq and is a predicted model, not a curated record.